AUUCCUCUCUCUCCUUUCUUCUUCUUCCUCAUCUCUCUCUCUUCUACAAAAGAAAAAUCCCCAAAUUCGAAGAAACCCUAGUUCUCUACCGAUAGAUCGUAAUCGAAUUCGGGAGGUGUAGAGGCAACCGAUCGACAUGGGUAACACAGAUAAGCUGAUGAAUCAGAUAUUCGAUCUGAAAUUCACGUCCAAGUCUCUUCAGCGGCAGUCAAGGAAGUGCGAGAAGGAGGAGAAGGCGGAGAAGCUCAAGGUGAAGAAGGCGAUCGAGAAGGGGAACAUGGAUGGUGCUCGGAUCUACGCGGAGAACGCUAUUCGUAAGCGUAGCGAGCAGAUGAACUAUCUUCGUCUCGCUUCUCGCCUUGACGCUGUUGUUGCUCGCCUUGACACCCAGGCUAAGAUGGCCACCAUCACCAAGUCCAUGACUAACAUCGUUAAAUCCCUUGAGUCUUCCCUUGCCACAGGCAAUCUGCAGAAGAUGUCAGAGACGAUGGAUUCAUUUGAGAAGCAGUUUGUGAACAUGGAGGUCCAAGCUGAGUUCAUGGAGAACGCCAUGGCUGGUUCUACAUCAUUGUCCACUCCUGAAGGCGACGUCAACAACCUGAUGCAGCAGGUAGCAGAUGACUAUGGUCUUGAAGUUUCUGUUGGACUACCUCAGGCUGCUGGUCAUACCAUACCUACUGCGACAGAGGAAAAAGUUGAUGAGGAUGAUUUGUCCAGGAGGCUUGCAGAGCUCAAGGCCAGAGGUUGAAUCAGCGAACCAACAAACCAUGUUUGCUUGGACUAUCUGCCACUUUGGACGAGUUCCUUAUCAUAAUGUUACAGCUAUUAUCCGCAAACACUGACGCAUUUGUGUAUAUUGCUCAUUUUGAGAUAUGUUUUGUUUAUCAACUUUAUAUAAAACAAACCUUCGUGUGUUCAAUGGUAUGCUUUUGAGUUGUGCAACAAAAACAUUUCUUUUCGA
Messenger RNA from Brassica rapa (field mustard), 961 nucleotides. RefSeq names its product ESCRT-related protein CHMP1B. The record is from RefSeq and is a predicted model, not a curated record. Gene Ontology annotation, biological process: vacuolar transport. Lineage: Eukaryota; Viridiplantae; Streptophyta; Magnoliopsida; Brassicales; Brassicaceae.